GUGGUGGAAUUGUUAAACCAGGCAGCACUCAUCUCUACAGAGGAAAAGCUUAUUGUUCUCAAACAGGUGCAGGAGUUGAUUAUCAACAAGGACCCUUCAUUGCUUGAUAAUUUUCUGGAUGAAAUCAUCGCAUUUCAGACUGAUAAGUCAAUUGAGGUGCGAAAAUUUGUCAUCGGAUUCAUUGAGGAGGCAUGUAAAAGAGACAAUGAGCUUCUGCUGAGGCUGAUUGCCAACCUGAACAUGCUGAUGAGAGAUGAGAGUGUGAAUGUGGUGAAGAAGGCCAUUCUGACACUCACUCAGCUAUACAAAGUGGCUUUACAGUGGCUGGUGCGCACUAAGAGUGUCUCGGACAUGCAGGAGCCAUGCUGGGAUAUGGUGACCCAGAUGAAAGAGGAUGUUCUGGCAUUGCUAGACUCCGAUAACGACGGAGUUCGCACUCACGCCAUCAAAUUCACUGAGUCCCUCAUCAUCACUCUGUCACCACGGACACCUGACUCUGAUACGCCCAAGAAACAGGAGGGAGACAUCAGCCUGGACAAAAUCCCAAAAGACCACACGUAUAUUCGAUAUGACACCUUGUGUGAGGAGGGAAAGUUGGCUCUGGAGCAGUUGUUAAAGUUUAUGGUGCACCCUGCCAUCUCCAGCAUUAAUCUCACCACUGCACUUGGAUCACUGGCUACGCUGGCCAGACAGCGGCCCAUGUUCAUGUCUGAGGUGGUGCAGGCAUAUGAGACGCUACAUGCUAACUUGCCCCCGACUCUGGCUAAGUCUCAAGUGAGCAGUGUGCGCAAGAACCUGAAGCUGCAUUUGGUUUCGGUGCUGAAGCACCCCAGCAGCGUGGACUUCCAGGGCCAGAUUUCCACUCUGCUGCUGGAUCUUGGUAUGUCUCAGAGCGAGAUCACCCGCUGCACGCCAGCCACGGUACAGCCCCGUAAGAGACUCCACCAUGAGCCCUAUGUCGAGGGCAAGAGGAUCAAGAUGGAGGCCACUCUAGUGGAGGAUGAUGAUGAUAAGGAAGAACCAGCUCCAGUCAUCACCCCAAAACCAUCCUCCUCUGCUGGCACCCAAUCAUCCAUCGAUCUCACUGCUGAGUUCCUGUUGCCUCUGCUAAACCCAGAGAAUGUGGCCAACCUGGUGCUUUUCACCAAGCUUGUGUUGGAGGCUCCGGUCAUUACAGACUCUGCACUGGAGGUGAUUCAACGCUACUGUGAGGACGAGUCACGUGUUUACCUGGGCAUGUCCACAUUAAAGGAGCUUAUCCUAAAACGCCCCUCCAGACAGUACCAGUACCUCAAUGUCCUUCUGAACCUCAGCUCUCACGAAAAAGAAAAGGUGCGGUCCACUGCUCUCAGCUUCAUCAAGCGCAUGUAUGAGAAGGAACAUCUGAAGGACUGCAUUGAGAAGUUCGCUCUCACCUACAUGCAGUUUCUGGUCCACCCAAACCCACCUUCUCUUCUGUUUGGAGCAGGAGAGGAUACAG
Messenger RNA from Sinocyclocheilus grahami, 1480 nucleotides. RefSeq names its product symplekin-like. Lineage: Eukaryota; Metazoa; Chordata; Actinopteri; Cypriniformes; Cyprinidae. The transcript has 11 exons. The annotation marks the transcript as partial. The record is from RefSeq and is a predicted model, not a curated record. Gene Ontology annotation, cellular component: mRNA cleavage and polyadenylation specificity factor complex.